CAGACUCCUCCUUCAACUCAUCCUCCAGCUAGAGCUAUAGCCUAUAGUUAGUUAGUGAAAGCAAAUGGCAAACCCCAAAACCCUCCUCCUCCUCCUCCUCCUUCUCUCACAACUAGUCUUGAUGAUGGGCGGUGCGCAUGCUGCAGACCUAACCUACAGCGUGACCAGCUUAGGAGCCAUAGCAGAUGGCAAGACUGACUCAACCAAGGUCUUCCUCUCUGCCUGGUCUAAAGCUUGUGCGUCCGUGCAGCCCGCUGUGAUUUAUGUCCCCGCUGGAAGGUUCCUGCUUCAAAAUGCUGCCUUCAGCGGGCCUUGCAAGAACAACGCCAUCACCUUCCGCAUUGAUGGCACCCUGGUGGCCCCCUCCGACUACCGCGUCAUUGGAAACGCCGGUAACUGGAUCUUGUUUGAGCAUGUGAACGGGGUCACCAUUUCCGGAGGACUUCUCGACGGACAGGGCAGUGGCUUGUGGGCUUGCAAGGCGUCAACCAAGAGUUGUCCCCGCGGAGCAACCACACUGGGUUUUUCCAGCUCCAACAACAUUGUGGUGAAUGGAUUAGCAUCCCUAAACAGCCAAAUGUUCCACAUAGUGAUCAACGGGUGUCAAAAUGUGAAAAUGCAAGGUGUGAAGGUUUCCGCCUCCGGUAACAGCCCCAACACCGAUGGCAUCCACGUUCAAAUGUCGUCUGGAGUCACCAUUCUCAACUCCAAAAUUGCAACUGGUGAUGAUUGUGUCUCAAUUGGCCCUGGCACCACCAAUUUGUGGAUUGAAAACGUUGCAUGUGGACCCGGCCAUGGAAUCAGUAUUGGGAGCUUAGGAAAGGACUCACAAGAGGAUGGUGUCCAAAAUGUUACAGUUAAAACGGUUACCUUUACUGGUACUCAGAAUGGUGUAAGAAUUAAGUCUUGGGGGAGACCUAGCACUGGAUUUGCGAGGAACAUUCUUUUCCAACAUAUUGUAAAUGUCAAUGUUCAAAAUCCCAUCGUCAUUGAUCAAAAUUAUUGCCCUGGAAACAAAGGUUGUCCUGGUCAGGUUUCUGGAGUUAAAAUCAGCGACGUGAUAUACCAAGACAUUCACGGUACAUCGGCAACACAAGUGGCUGUGAAAUUCGAUUGUAGUUCCAAGUACCCUUGUAGUGGAAUCAAAUUGGAGGAUGUGAAGCUCACUUACAAGAACCAAGCAGCUGAAGCUUCAUGCAAGUAUGCAGGCGGAACAGCGGCCGGUACGGUUCAACCUACAAGUUGCUUGUAGCCUCUUCUAGGCUUCUAGGCUUCUAGGCUUCUAGGCUUUGUAGUAGUAAUUAAAUUAAACUAAAUUAAAUGGGUUAGGAAGAUGUUUACUUAGGUAGGUGGUUGGUGAUAUAUGUAUUCUUGCUUGAGUCUGCGGUGUUGGCAGCCCAUUGGAUUGGGCUUCCUUGGAGCCUGGCCAAGCAACCCAACCCAACCCAACUCAACCCAACCCAAUCCAAUCCAACCCCUUAAAUGGAUUGGAGUGUUGUAAGAG
Prunus dulcis (almond) is the source of this 1504-nucleotide messenger RNA. RefSeq names its product polygalacturonase-like. Gene Ontology annotation, molecular function: polygalacturonase activity. Gene Ontology annotation, biological process: carbohydrate metabolic process. The transcript is spliced from 4 exons. The record is from RefSeq and is a predicted model, not a curated record. Lineage: Eukaryota; Viridiplantae; Streptophyta; Magnoliopsida; Rosales; Rosaceae. Bases 65 to 1252 code for a protein of 395 amino acids.